CUGUAAGGUGUCAGGAUGUGGCGGUCUAUCUCUCCAUGAAGGAGUGGGAGUAUGUAGAAGGACACAAGGAUCUGUACAAGGAGGCCAUGAUGGAGGCUCCCCGGCCUCUGACAUCACCAGAAAAUUCCAAUAAGGACUCUGAGGAAAACUUCAUGUUAUCAGUAGAUUAUAAAGUAGAAGAUGAAGUUAUUGGACAGCGCUCUUCAGGAGAAAACCUCAUAAAUGUAUCACUAGAUUAUAAAGUAGAAGAUGAAGAUAUCGGGCAGCGCUCUUCAGGAGAAAACCUCAUAAAUGUAUCACUAGAUUAUAAAGUAGAAGAUGAAGAUAUCGGGCAGCGCUCUUCAGGAGAAAACCUCAUAAAUGUAUCACUAGAUUAUAAAGUAGAAGAUGAAGAUAUCGGGCAGCGCUCUUCAGGAGAAAACAUCAUAAAUGUAUCACUAGAUUAUAAAGUAGAAGAUGAAGAUAUCGGGCAGCGCUCUUCAGGAGAAAAAUUCAUAAAUGUAUCACUAGAUUAUAAAGUAGAAGAUGAAGAUAUCGGGCAGCGCUCUUCAGGAGAAAACCUCAUAAAUGUAUCACUAGAUUAUAAAGUAGAAGAUGAAGAUAUCGGGCAGCGCUCUUCAGGAGAAAACCUCAUAAAUGUAUCACUAGAUUAUAAAGUAGAAGAUGAAGAUAUCGGGCAGCGCUCUUCAGGAGAAAACAUCAUAAAUGUAUCACUAGAUUAUAAAGUAGAAGAUGAAGAUAUCGGGCAGCGCUCUUCAGGAGAAAAAUUCAUAAAUGUAUCACUAGAUUAUAAAGUAGAAGAUGAAGAUAUCGGGCAGCGCUCUUCAGGAGAAAACCUCAUUGCCUAUAAUGUCCAUCCAGGACUUCACAGUGCAGAUCUAUCAUAUGAUCUGCUCGAACACGAGGAACCUUCUGCUGACCAAUCACAGAUUGCAACCACAAGUACUGACCAGAAAGAGGGUAAAAGAUAUCAGUGUGGGGAAUGUGGAAAACAGUUUACACAACGCUCAGGUCUUCAUAGCCACAGAAGAAUUCACACAGGAGAGAAGCCAUAUUCAUGUUCAAUAUGUGGAAAAUGUUUUGCAUAUAAAUCGCUAGUUGUAAAGCAUGAGAGAAUACACACAGGAGAGAAGCCCUAUUCAUGCCCAGAAUGUGGGAAAUGUUUUACAAAUAAAUCAGAUCUCGUUAAACAUCACAGGCGUCACACAGGAGAGAAGCCAUAUUCGUGCAGAGAGUGUGAUAAAUGUUUUAUUACUAAAGACAUCCUCAAGGUUCAUCAGAGAAGUCACACAGGAGAGAAACCAUUUAAAUGUUCACUAUGUGGGAAAUGUUUUGCAGAUAAAUCCGGUUUUUCCAAACAUCAGCUAUAUCACACAGGAGAGAAACCAUUUUCAUGUUCAGAAUGUGGGAAGGGUUUUACAAGUAAAUCAGAUCGUGUUAUACAUGAGAGAAUUCACACAGGAGUGAAGCCAUAUGUAUGUAUGGAAUGUGGUAAAGGUUUUACAUGUAAAUCAGAUCUUAUUAAACAUGAGAGAACUCACACAGGAGAGAAGCCAUAUUCUUGUUUUAAAUGCGGGAAAAGUUUUAAAACUAUAUCAGAUCUUCGUAAACAUGAGAGGACUCACAUAGCAUAGCCGUAUUCAUCUUCAGAAUGUGGAAAAUGGUUUAUUACUAAAUACAAACUCAAACAACAUUCACACAUGAGAAAAAGUUACAUGUACAGUGUAAAAUGUUUACCUUCUAAAACCACCCUCAAGGUUCCCUAGGGAAGUCACACAGGAGAGAAGCCGUAUUCAUGUUCAGAAUGUGAGAAAUGUUUUAUUUAUAAAGACAACCUGAAUGUUUAUCAAAGAAGUCACACAGGAGAGAACCCAUAGUCAUGUUCACUGUUGAUUAUAUUACUUCUAUUUAUAUAUUUAUCUGUAGAACAUUUUCUUGUUACACAUUAGUGAAUUCACCCUGGGGCAAAACAAUAUGAGAUUUUUUUAUGUGGAAAAUGCUUUAUAAGAAAGUCAAAUUUUUAAACUACUCAGAGAGUUCACAAAAAAGAAACCAUACUCUUGCUAGGAAGAAGAGAAAGUUUAGCAGAAAAUUUUUUUUUUUAGCCAAUCAGGUUAUUCACAGAUAUUAAAUGGACAAUGUUUUGGAUGGAAUUAGCCUGCAUCUGCCAAAUACCCAAAUGAUAUUUCCCUGAAGUCAACAGUGAUCGGGAUCUGUGGAGGAAAUGCAUUGUGGAUAUGAGGAAGAGAAGAAGAGUUGCCUGUCAGAGCAGUGAAGAUGAAGCCCCCAUGAACCUUGCUUCUUCUUACUAUAUUCAUACCUCCACCCACACUGCAGGGGAUCCAGAGGACACAGUAAAGGAGGAAGGACCUCCCAUGUGGACAUAUCGAUAUUUGAUCUUAAUUCAUACAGUAUAUAAAGAUAAAGGUGAUGGAAGUGAGGCAAAACAAGACUCGAUUGGAAUUCAUUCUAAUCUGUUUAACCAAGAAACAAAUCUGACAUUUUCUUCUAUAGCUUAAAAACCUCUUUGGCAAAAAACUCCAGCAGGCAUUUAUUAUAGGGUCUCAUCCACACUUGUGUACUCUGGUCAGUAUCUUCUAUCAGGAUUUGUCAGAUAAAACUAGGAGCACCUCUAGAACAUGGAAGACGUGUAAAUCCUUCCAUUCUGCUUUUCUUCAUUAUGUUCUGAUUCCAGGAUUCUCUUACAAUUUCUGAUACAGGAUUCUGACCGAGCUGCUCAAGUGUGAACGAGGCCGCACCGUCUGCUGGUCUCUUAUAUGGGAGGUUUUAUUUCCUUUUCUUCCAUGGAGAUCAUGUACAAAGACCUAUGGGUAGAAUCGGGUGCUCCAUAAAGUGUAACUGUCAUAAGAAUUUUUUUUAUA
Messenger RNA from Bufo gargarizans (Asiatic toad), 2882 nucleotides. RefSeq names its product zinc finger protein with KRAB and SCAN domains 8-like. The record is from RefSeq and is a predicted model, not a curated record. Lineage: Eukaryota; Metazoa; Chordata; Amphibia; Anura; Bufonidae. Bases 36 to 1634 code for a protein of 532 amino acids. Gene Ontology annotation, biological process: regulation of transcription by RNA polymerase II. Gene Ontology annotation, molecular function: DNA-binding transcription factor activity; RNA polymerase II cis-regulatory region sequence-specific DNA binding. The transcript has 2 exons.